Racocetra fulgida is the source of this 330-nucleotide messenger RNA. The record is from the annotation of a GenBank genome assembly. NCBI's taxonomy places the organism in Eukaryota, Fungi, Glomeromycota, Glomeromycetes, Diversisporales, Gigasporaceae.
AUGGUCCCUAGUGCAAUUCGCACACAUCAUAAUUUUAUAGUAAACACUAACUCCAACUCCAACAGAACAUCUACAUCCACAUUGGCUUCGUCCUUAUCCACUUCAUCAGUAAUUUCACCACGACCGUUUGAUAAUACCGAUACUAUUGCGAAAAAUACAGUAGGUCAGAAAAAUGCAAUAGCCAAAAUCAAGGAAGCAACUCAACAAAUAUCUGAAUGUGAACAAGCAAUUAAGCUUAUCACUGCUGCUUCAUCAAACUUUAGAGCUGCCGAAGAUAUAGUUGACUGUGAUUUGUCAGAUUAUGAGAUUCCAAAUUUACACAAUGUAUAA